Molecule: messenger RNA, 14496 nt
Organism: Bombyx mori (domestic silkworm)
Lineage: Eukaryota; Metazoa; Arthropoda; Insecta; Lepidoptera; Bombycidae
Product: WASH complex subunit 1
Exons: 6
Coding region: 4315-5649 (444 amino acids)
Biological process (GO): retrograde transport, endosome to Golgi; exocytosis; Arp2/3 complex-mediated actin nucleation
Cellular component (GO): early endosome; recycling endosome; WASH complex
Molecular function (GO): gamma-tubulin binding; actin binding; alpha-tubulin binding
Source: RefSeq, a predicted model, not a curated record
CUUCUGAGAAACAUUUCGACCCGAAGUUUUCUUACUGUUUUAUGUAAGUAAUUUAUUCUAGGCGUAAAUUAUUUUCAAAACAUCAUUUUUAAGCAGCAUUGAAGGAUCAUAGCAAUACUUGGCCAGAGUCCUGUUGUGUUAUCCCAAGUAAUGGAUAGAAUGCACUUAAAUGUUGAUUCCGCGAAGUGAACGUGUUCAGUGUGUGUGUUGUGUGUCAUCGUGUCGGUCGGGAUCAUCGGUGUGCCAUUUAGUUUCUCAGAUAAAAACAAGGAAUGCAAAGACGUACUCGCCAGUUUAAUCUGAACUAGUGGAGAGUGAUGAUGAAGAUAUUUUUGCAAUGGAAAAUCUUUCUGUGAAUUUCGGAGGAACGAAGUGGAGUGAUCUGCGGAGAUUGCUUUUGUGUUUUAAAUUAAUGCUAAUUUGGAUUUUGUUGAGUUUGCCGUGUAUAUUCGCGCAUUGUCAAGGCGUAGAAAAUCUGUCAGUGGCAGUUUACCCCAUGGGUAACCUGAAGGUGCACUAUGGAGAUUCCUUUGAACUAUUUUGUGUGGCUGAAAAGUUCACGUCCGCCGAUAUUGAGUUUACAAUGGGGGGUAAGACCAUUCCUUCCGAAGUAGUAAACAGCACAACAAUACGGCUUUACAUGGAAAAACCCGAGAAACAAGUGAACACUUUUUAUUGUCGUAAUAAAAAAACAAACAAGAUAUGCACAAGCAGAGUGGUAGUGGACUCUACACCGAUGGCAGUCACUGAUUUUUCUUGUAAAUCAAAAAAUCUCGAGAUUUUAAACUGUACUUGGAUUGCUCCUGGACCUUUAAGUACGACCCAGAAUUAUAUUACAUUUUUGAUUGAUGGAAAUGCUGUAGAACCCAGUACUCCGAUCAGAGCGGAUCAAACAAGAUAUUGGAACAGUUGGAAUACUUACAGCAUACCAAGAUAUAGACAAAUGGAAAACAAGUAUUAUUUUUAUUUGAGCUCGUGCAGUCCAUUUGGUUGCAAUAAUCAAAGUUUUACAGUUGAUCAUUUCUCUAUUGUGAAGCCUGAUGCUCCAAGUAAUUUGAAGGUAAUAAGGAAUUACACUAAUGGGGUCUAUCUACAAUGGAAUAUACCUAAUAACAUGGUAGAUUUAUUGCCCUGUGGCGUUGAUCAUCGCAUUGAAUAUCAAAUUGAUAAAAUUGACAAUAAAUCUUAUUUCCGAAGUGUGGAUGCAUCAAGUUUACCACCGAAAAAUAGAACAUAUAAAUUUUUACUAACAGAUCUUCCUUAUGCUCACAUGAAAUAUGAAAUCAGGAUCUACAUCAAAUCUAAAGCUGCAGUGAAAGAAGAGUUUUGGUCAGACUUCACAUAUACCAUGGUAUAUACACUUAGCGAGAGACCUAGAAGACCACCAGACACCGCAGUUGGAGCCUUUGAUCAAUCUUUAUAUCAAACAAAUAGAAUGAUAUACAUUUAUUGGAAACAACUUGAAGAAUAUGAAGAGGCAGGUACAAAUUUCACUUACAAAGUUGUCGUUCAUCAUAAAAGCAAUUAUGAAACUUUGACAGCUGACAACAACAAAAGUUUGAGUUUUGUGGUCUUGGAAAAAGCACCAUUUGAUGCAAUGGAUGUCUACAUUUGGUCUAGAAAUGAUAAUGGAUCUUCCAUUAACAGCAGCCAUCUGUACAUUCCACCCAAAGAAGAUACUGAAGCAUUAAAAGUUUCUUCAUUUACCAAACUAGCUUAUGAAAAUGGCGCAUAUAAAUUGUCCUGGGUUGGUAUAGAACAUAUUGACAAUUAUACACUUUUCUGGUGUCAACAUAAUAGUACAAAAAUUUGUGCAGGCCGAAUGAACUUCAUUGUUUUAAGUGCCAAUAAAACAAUGCAAGUCAUAGAACUACCUAGAGAAAACAGGUAUCAGUUUGCCAUAUCGGCUAAUAAUGGGACGAAAACUAGUGGCAUGGUAUGGGCUAUCUGUGAUAUAUCUAAAGAUGCAAUUCCAAUGUAUGGUUUUCCGGUCAAAAUGGACCAUGGUAUUCCAGGGAAAACUUUUGUAAAGAUUAAAUGGGCAAUGACUUGUACACUUCAAGAAGGAAUCAUUACAGGAUAUUUGAUCGCAUAUUGUCCUGCUCUAGAUACCACUAAUGUUUGUGCAACAAAAAAUAAAACUAACUUAUACAUAUCUAAUCCUAAGCAAAUGGAGAUCAACAUUACAAAUCUUGAACCAUACACUACAUAUAUAUUUACACUGGCAUUGAACACCACUUAUGGAUUUAAAACAGUAGAAAAUGCUUUCACGAGUAUGACUACAACUGAAGAUACUCCAACUAGUCCAGUUAAUAUUAAUAUAACCGAUGUGCUUAGUGAUUCAUUGACGAUUUCAUGGGACCCACCUAUUCAUAAAAACGGAGUUAUUGGAAAAUAUGUCAUAAAUAACUAUGGUCAAGAAGUUUAUGUAGAAAAAGUUUCAGAUAAAGAUGAAGAUUCAAAAAGAAGGCAUAUUCGUUUGACUGGCUUACAGGGGUUUACUAAUUAUUCAUUGAGUGUACAAGCAUGUAGUACAGCUAUAAGCAGUUGUUCGGUUUUGAAUCCACAUGAUGCCCUUUUUGUCAGGACGAGAAUAGGUCCUCCUAGUAAAAUGAGGGCUCCAACUGUUAAAAAUAAUCCAGAUUUUAUUAAGUGGGUUCCACCAAUAAUACCAGGGGGGACGAUUGACCUUUACCAAAUUAAAAGGAUUAAAGAUGAGAGUGAAGCUGAAAUAAUAAAUACUACAAACCUUUCAUUUUCAUUGAUACAUUGUGAAGGUGGAGUUGCCGGACAAACUUACCAAGUUAGAGCUGUUAAUUUUGAUGAAGAUCCUUACCACGGUGCUUUAACUGACAAUAAGGAUGUAUACCUACAUAAUGCUAACUAUAAAGGUAUACUAGAAUAUCCUGGAGAAUGGAGUGAGCCAAGUUUUGUAAAUUGUACAAGCAAAGAACAUGUGACACUAACUCUUAUUUUAAUGGGAAUAUUUAUGAUAAUUGGUAUUAUGUAUGGUUUUAUUAAAUGUUACAAGAAAUACCGAAAAAUGGAAGAUAUUAAACCAGUUUUACCAAGUGGACUAGGAGUCCCCGAAAAGGAUAUUUCGAAAUAUGCUAUUGGUGGUUGGAAUCCUACAAACAAGGAUGAGAAACCAUCUUCAGACGAAAUGUUGCUAUUACCAAAUAGUAGAACCACUGUAUCUUCAGAAUUGAAACAGAAAGAAAACAAUAACAGUGCUUCUAGUGAUCACACUGAUAGUACAGCUUUAUCAGAUACAUCACAUGGGCCUGUAGAAAGACAAAUCUCCUCAUCUGAUGAUGGAUCUAAUUCAUCACUACAUCUUGAAGUAGAACCUACGAGAACAGCUGACAGUAACAUCGAUGGCGAAUCAUGCAAUUCCGAAACUGAAACAUCACAAAUACCGUCACCAUUCUUUAAUGAUAAUACUUUCAAGAAAAAUCCAUGUGGCUAUGUGCAACAAUCUGUAGUGAGUCCUAAUACAGGAUAUGUUCAAAGUGUUCAAGCAGGCGUUACAAACCCACCACAACCCUCAUCACUCAGUGCCAGCUCUAGUUAUGUAAUGGCAGCUCUGUCUCCACCUAUAUUUACGACACGUGUUGCUCAACCUUGCGUAACGAGUUCACAAUCAGCAGGAGGCUAUGUGCACCCUGAAGGUGCUCAAACUAUAUCAGCAAUGAAUUUCCCGAAAUUGGGGCAGACAACGAACAAACUGUUUGGUCCUGAAAGCUUGCCAACAAUGCAAACCUUGCCACCAGCGAAACACACUGCAGACAGCAGCUACAUUCAACUGCAAUCUCUAGAUUCCUUGCCCAGACACAAACAUCCUGCCCGAAGUACAGUGCCAUUAAAGACGCCAGCGUCUACCGGCUACGUCCGCCAAGGUGACGCUGUUAUUAAUAAGCACCUGAAUAAUAUGCUAUCAGGUGUUCAUUGUGGCGAAGAAUCGGCUAUUUUGGAUCCUGCAAUGUCGCCUGACGCGUACUGCAGAUUUUCAUGGAGUACCGAUCCAGCCAAUGACAACAUUCAUUCGUUACUCGCCGAUUCGCCUAGAUUAAAUUCAUCGAAAAACGGAGUCAAUCAUUAGUGAUAUAUAUAUAUAUUUAAUUUAGUAACCAAGAUGUAAAUAAUUGACUUUAGGAGCUUUAUAACGUGCUAUAAAAAUUGGACAUAAUAUUAUUUUACAUUUGGGAAUGAAUGUGUCUAGUGAUAAUUCUUGUGCCUUAUUAAUUUAUUUUAGGUGAUCAUAGGAAGCUUUAUAGAUCUUGAUAUAAAGUAUUCGCUAAACAAAGAUUAAUUAUGGAAGGUAUUUACAAAAUUAAUCUUGUGCCAAGCGACUUGAGCACUGAAGAAGCCAUCCUUCAGAUUGCUGACACUAUUGAUAAUCUCAAUGGGAUAGUGGAAGACGUGUUCUCUCGCUUAACGCGGCGAAUCAAGCAGAAUGUAGAUAAAACCGCAAAAUUGAAUGAACGCAUCGAAAACUCUAGGCUUAAAGUUGAAAAACUGACUGGAAUGCAGAGAGCCAUCAAAGUGUUCUCGAGUGCAAAGUACCCGUCGUCAAUAACGCACGAGCAUUAUCGAUCCGUCUUUGAUUUGGAAGGCUAUCAACAUGUGCCUAAAAAUGUUAAACUGAGUGCUAAAACUCGGGGGCCAUCUGAUGAUAAAAGAAUACAGGAGAAGCUACACUUCUAUCAUGUUAAAGUUGCGGAACCUAAUUCACUCAAGCCCGAUGAAGAUUUUAGUUUGAACGCUGUUAUUGAUAACCUGGAAACCAUCGGUGAACUUUUAGUAUUUAACACCGAUGAAAGCCCUUACUUCGGUGUUACCUCUAAAACACCAACCUACAAACCGGUCAUCAAGAAAUCGAAUAUUGAAAAUAAGAGUCUAAUAGAAGCGGCACCUUCGUCUAUAAUGAAGAAAGACGUCUUGAAGCGCGAAGUAGACGAAUACAUGUACGCACCUGGGAUGGGAAUGGUACCCGAAAUGGAGAUGCCGUUGGAUUUACCGCAUCUUCCAGGAAUCGCUGAGGACAUACAAUAUACUAUCGCGACUGAAGGGUCUAUAGCCCCGUCUGUCGUGACGUCACCGGUCACGCCGAUCAUCGCCAUUCCUGAGGUGGAAUUACCAGAGUUGCCCGAUCUAAAGGAACUACCUGACGUGAAACCAGAGCCCGUGGCUAUACCAGAUAUACCGGACGCUCCUCCGUCACCGGUUCCUGUUAGUGUGCAAGCGUUGCCACCACCGCCGCCCCCGCCACCGCCUCCGCCCCCGCCGCCGCCUAUGAAGGAAGUAGAGCUCACACCAUCAAAACGUGAAGAGAAAGUUUCGCCGCUAUCUCCUCCCGGCACUGGUGAUGCUCACGCGGACCUCAUGGCUGCGAUCAGGAGCGCGGGCGGUGCUGGGAGAGCGAAGUUACGGCACGCGGUCGAUUCUGAAGCACCCGAGUCCACCAAACCCGCGUCCACCGGUGACCUGAUGGCUGACCUCCACGCGAAACUGUCGAUGCGUCGUCGCGGCAUCUCUGGCGCUGAACGCGCAGGCGGCUCCGUACUCCACACCCUCGCCAGUAUAAUACCGGAGCCCGGAGACCAGUCGUCACCGCAACAUUCCUCCGGCGACGAAGACUGGGAUUAAGAGGUUCAUUAACGUGUUUUCUUUUUACUAAGUGUGCAAUGUAAUGUUGUAAUGUACCGUAUACCUACCUCUCUGUUUUUAACUGCAAACGUAUAUUUAAAGCCGUCAGCGUAAAAGUGGCCUAAACCACGAUUUUUCAUAUUCGCGCCUUAUAUAUUUUCGAUUUAUUUAAAACAAUAAAUUUUGAUGCAAAACCGGCCUAUCCCUAGUUUCACCCAUAGAUAACGGUAUGCUUAGUGCGAGUUUUUUAACGUUCUCGAUAGCGUAAAAGUUGCCCAAUUUUGUAUGCAGUUGGAAAAGCGCCCUUAGGGGCAAACGUAGGCAAACGAUCCAAUUCCAUACAAAUAUGAGCGAGCUAACUUUUACGCUAUCGAGAACGUUAAAAAACUCGCACUGAGCACACUGACGGCUUUGUAAACAUUAUUUUUGCGCGUAUUGUUUUUGCCUACGAUACGAAGCGGUGUAAAAGUAUAUUCAAACAUAAUAUCUCUAUAAUAACUAUGGUAAGCUUAGGCCCCUUUUGCGCUGACGGUCUCAUUUAUUCGAAUAUAAAUGUUGAACUUUUAGAACAAUGUUGAAGACAAAUGUUAUCAUAAAGUAGGUAUGCUAAUCGAGAGAUAGGUUGGGUUUUAGGAAACUUCGAAAUUAUUCAAAACUCCGUAAAAGUUUACCAAUUUUAAUGUAAUAUUAAUUAAAAAUGUUCGAGUAUUCCUAAAACAUCAUCCAUUAUUAAUUAAAAAAUAACAUUUGAUAACCUUUACAUAUUUAUAUUAUGUUACGAAAUUAUUUUAAUACUUACGAUUUCUCAGAAGACAUCGUACGAAAUGAGUGCUCAUAAUUAAAACUUUGAAGGCGUCUAGAUCGUCGUAUCAAGAGAACUGAUGCGUAUUAGAUUUCUAAUUAAACGAAUACUAUUCGUAUAUGGAAAACUAUUUUAUGUAACUUUUUGGGUUUCACAAUAUUAAAACGCGAACGUUCGUUGAAAACAAAAUUGCGUCGUGAAUUUUACAAAUUUCAUUUUAUUGAGAUUCCGAGAAAAACCCGUUAGCCGAUUGUUUGCAAACGAAUCAAAAUUAAAGUACGGAUUGCGGCAACGCUGUAUUGUAGUUUUUUUUUUUUAAAUACAUAAAUUCGUCUAACAAGUAAAUGUAAUUUUAACGUUCCGGGAAAGCGUAGGUGUUACAUUAAAAAUCGAUUUUGCUUUUUGUAAUGUGAAGAUUUCGUAAUUAGUAUUUGCAGAGUUGGGAAAUCAUUCGAUUUAACGGUUUUGAAAGAAACAGCGCUGAUUACGACGGGUAGCGCGGCCAUAGUUACAAAAAAAACCUAAUCGAUUUUUAAAUAUUUUUUUACGAGGAUCCUAAUGGGAGUCUUUGAGUUGAUAUAAAACGUCUAAACAGUAAUAACAUCGGUACUGUAGUUUUCCUUCACUGCUAGGUACAAUCUAUCUCGCGUCAAACAUUAUAUUCUGGGAAAUGUAAUUUUGCAAGAUUACCUUAUCACGCGUAAAUAAUAAAAUCAACGCUUUUUCCUCAUUGCAGUAAUACAUAAUCAAUUUUGGUAUAAAAUGUACGAUCAAUAUUAUACCCUCAUAAAUCAACUGUUCAAAUAAAAAUUCAAACAUGAAUACUGGAAGUAAUAAAGUCGCCGCAAAAAAUGGUCAUCCUUUAUUAAUGAUAAUGGUAUUAUUAAACGUUCGUACAAUGAUUAAUGGUUUAAUAUAAAUAUUAAUACGCUUUUUUUUUUAUUUCCGUUGAAUUAAACGCUUGCUUAUCCGGCGGUAUAAUAAAACAGAAAUUAUGAAUUCCUUAAAUCUGAAUGCUGUACGGAUCGGUUGGGACACCGCGCGAGGGCGUUGUUACGAUAAUCACGUUUCUUACUAGUCGUCCGCUAUCUCUUUCGUUUUCUCGGAAGGAGCUCGUUUGAAUGUGUGAAGUCUUCCCCGCAAACUAGCAACUGGUUCCGCAGAUUAUUAGCGUUUCCAGAAUUAGUGUUUUGAAUGUAGAACGCGAUAUAUUUUUUUUCCUACGCUGAUAGCCUUGAGGGGCUAUUUCAGUUUCACCCUAACGUUUGUAGGUGAGCUCACGGGGCUCAAACCGGAGUGUUGCUGACACUGACCCUAGCAAGAGCAGUGCUUCGCAGAAUCUACCACCGGAUCGGAAACACGACCCACUGAGAAGAUCCGGCGAGAAACUCAGUGGACUGUGUCUAUGGGUUAAUUCGCUCGUCGAGCCCUUCGUCGCAAGCGACGGAUUCGACAAGGACGGUGAUCGGGGACGCGAUAAAUGUCGAUAACUCGACUUUAUACUUUUACGGUGUUGCUGCAAUCGGACCUUCAUUUUUCUAAAAAAAAAACAAAAGUAUUGGCGGAAAUCGAUUUCAACGUAACAUUGGAAAUGAUAACAAAAUAGUAUGUAAUUCAUAUAAAAAGGUCGUUCUUAAAAUAUAUAUUAAAAAAAUUGGAAUGUAUAGAAAAUCGAGAUAAUGUUCUAACACUAAUAAAUACACUGAUAUAGUCCUUCAAAUAUUCAACGGGGUGUUUUCAUCGGGGUAAAGAGAUCAAGAGUUUUCUUCGCUGCAGUAUUUUUUUUUGUUUCGUGUGCUAAUGAAAUGUAAGGAUAGCGAAUGUAGGUUGUUAGAAACAUGUGAUGAGAUGUGCCUAUACACGGAGGUGCUAAUUAAAUGUUCCAGAACUGCUAUUGUUGGUCUCUCAAUACGAUUUUAAUCUAUUUUUCGUCGCAAUGCGAAUGCAAAGAUAUCAGUUACGUAGGUACCUAGGUAUGUGUAGGUUAAAAAUGCCUAAUCUUUUUUUUUUAACUGUCACUGUCAAAUUAAAUACGUAAUAAAAGUUCACUCGGGUUUUUUUCCAUUAUUCAUCGGCAAUAUUCGUAAAAAAAUACAUUACUAAACUCGUUAUGAUUUUUUUCUAAGAACAAAGAUUGCUGUGGCUGAGAUUUUUGCACAAGUAGGAGCACGAUCGGUUCGUAUUAUAUACCUAAAAAAUAAAGUUAUUUGUUUAUACAUAUAUGAACUGUAAUGAAGGUGAAAUUGAUUGGUUCAAAAUCAUGAGACUGUCGCAUGUUCACGAAGCGAAAUCUUUUUUAAUCGUUUUAAAAGAUAACCUCUAGUGGGGUGAUAUGACAAGUGUUUUGGAUGUUUAUCGCUUAAGAAUUGAGGAAAAAAACAAAAAAAAUCGGUUGUCUGUAAAGUCGGCUUACUGACGAUAGUUGAACGUGACAACGUCAUAAGAAAAUACUGAUGGAAUGGUUUCAUUUUUCAAUUAUCGCAAUCAUCGUUGCUAUAAACAUUUGACACCACAUUCACUUUUCUCUGAACUUCAUACUUGACGAACACAUGUAAAUGUAUUAUUGUAUAGCAGCUCUCCACGCGGAUGCAUCGCUCACUCAAGUAGGAGAGAGACAGAUGUCGAACGCUGACGAACGCGGAGGCCGAUUGUGCCUCUUUGUCGCUCGUUGCGCGCUCUCGCUUGCACUUCAAGUCUUAAAUGGAACGCCUCAGAGCGAGGUAACGCCGCACGAGUCAUGUUUUUUCGUGCUUGCAGCCGGCUCCAUCGAAUUAUAAGACGUUGUCACGUCAAAAACGUGUGACAUUAAUGUAACGUUCCCGUUCCGAUGUUUGAUUACGAAGCGACUUGAACAUUCGAUGAUAAAAUUCUUUUAGAAGAAUAAUUUUGUGAAAGAAAUUCGUAAAGUAAAAUAAAUCCGAAUUCACGUUACAAAAGGUUUUCAAUUUAUGAUUAAAAAAAAAACCAAACCAGUGUACAAGUUAAAAAAAAAUGUUAUCUGUUUUGUAAAAUGUGGAUAUAACGUCACUUCGCAUAAAAUUUGAACUUUAAAUGAUAUCUAUUGCGUGUUAAGGAAACAGCAAAACAUGUUUAUGGUUAAUCUAAUCAAAACACAACACCGCUUAUUUUGCGAUAUAAAUUCGACGCAUGUCAAACAGGUAGGUACGCUUUCGUGAAUGUCACUGGAAUAAUAUAACGAUCGAUUUAUUUAUUCACACAAUACGUAUUCAAACAUACGUAUAAUAUCUCGAUAUUUCCUUUGCACACAAAAAUUGUCGCUCUAAAAACUGUAAAAUCGGCGUUGUUCUCGAAAGAUUAUAAUAGACUUUAAUAAUUUCGAUAGUUCCAUUCUAAAAUUAGUAAACGUCGCGCCGCCAUGAUUUGUAAUAAACAAAAUACACAAAUAAAGCAUUUUAAAAAUAUCCACACAUAGGUAUAAAAUCGCGUGGGGUAAAAUCACACGCAGGACGCCUUUUUUUUUUAUUCCCUGCCUAUGCUGAUAGCCUUGAGAGGCUAUUUUAGCUUCGCCCUAACGUGUGCAGGUGAGCUCGCGGGGCUCAAACCGUAGUGUUGCUAACACUGACCCUAACAAGAGCAGUGCUUCGCAGAAUCUGCCACCGGAUCGGAAACGCGACUCACUGAGAAGAUCCGGCGAGAAACUCAGUGGGCUGUGUCUAUGGGUUAAUUUGCUCGUCGAGUCCUUCGUCGCAAAAGCACCGUUAAUGGAUCAGGAGGGGCAGGUCGCGGGAAAAAAAAAAAUAUUUUUAAAAGUUUUUGUAAAUGUUACGAAUAAUAGAAUGAUAAUAGGAAGAACGUUUUGAAAUAAUGAUCCGGUUUUUACGAUUUAAUGUCGCGUUUGUAUACAGAAUUUUAAAAAAAAUGGAAGCUAUAAAAGACCUACAAAUACGCUUCUUUUUUUUUGUUAGGGAUGCGCUUAAAACUAGAAUAUGGAGGGCGAAACGCGAAAUCAAAUGUUUUGUUGACAAUAUUGAAAAGAUACUCUGUUAAUAAUAAUAUCGAUGAGCGAAAGGCUAUUUGGUCUAAGCGACAUUUUUACAUUUUACAGAAGAGCCAUUUGAAGUUCAAAACAUGGAAAAAAAAUUCAUAACAAAAAAAAAAAACUUCUUCAGCUAUUUCGAUGAAGUAAACUUAAUUGAAGUUCAAUUAAAAACUAUCGAACUGUCGAUGCUAAUACCAAAUAAAACGCACCUUUAAUUAAUUACUAAGAUGAAUGUCGCGUACUCAUAAUAAGCGAAAUGUCACUUAAACCAAAUAACUUUUCACAUCUCGAAUGUUACGGUUUACAUAUUUUAAACAUUGUUAUAAAAUUACGUAGCAAAAUUUCCAGAACGACGCUAUUUUGUAUACAAUAUUCGUGUAGUUUUGUUUUUUUAUGUACCUAUAAUAAAAUUGAAAAAAAAAAAAAAAAGCUAAACGUUUAAGAGAAUUAUUUUCGCGUGUACAAUACUAAUGUGGGUGAAAUUCGUGACAGGGUUAUAGAACGAUCGUAUUAAGUAAAUCUUAGGCAGGCGGCACGUUGUCUUUUCUUAUUUUCAACUUCAACUGUUUCGGUAUUUUGUAUUCGGGUCGCGGCGGACCUCGUGCGCUCGACAGUUAAUUUCCGACGAGUAGCUGUUGUAGCUUCUCUCUCAUCUAGGUUCGGUUAGUGCGGAUUAGGCGAUUGCGAAGGUAUUUAGGUAAAUUAUAUGCAGCCUUAAAAUGGCGGCGGACUUUUUGGCGGGAACGCGAGGAGUGAAGUUGUGCGAUUUGUUUUAUUUUGUCUAUUUAUUAGUGUUUCUUCAGGUUUAAAUGUGUAAUAACGGUGAUUUAUUAAUCGUUUAGGAUCUGUGAAAGUGCACAAAUGUGGGAAAAUGAAACAAAGCCGCUGGACGUAACUGCUCGCGAUCCUCCAAAAAGUCCACUGAAAUAGUCUCAGUAAAUGACCACCAUUAUACUGAGAUUAUACUUCAUUUCAUUUUUCAUAUAAAAAAAGUUUUCAUUAAAAUUAAAAUAAGACUUGACCUAAAGGUCUUAGUUACCAGGUCAUAAAAUCCCUUAAAAAAAGCCUUAAUGGCGAUGAACUUGAAUAAUCGCAGGAUUUCAGUCCUUUACAUCCUGAGGUAUCGAUUGGUUAGAACUAAUAGGUCCGGUAUCGUAAUGGCCAUUAAAUUAAUAUAACCAAUGAACUAGACACGCGCAUUUUAGGUGAAAUGUAGGAAAAAGGUAUCUAUGUAUACUAGUUAUCUAUUUACAAUUAGAAAAAUAAAUAAAGUUGUUUAUGUAAUAUCUUUAAUUAAUAAAAUAUGCAGGUUUCGUAUAUAAGCAUACAACGAAUAUAUUAUGUAAUAUCAAAUUUAUUAUAUUAUCUAAGUGAACGUUAUGUAUUCGGAUUUUUAAAUAGUAUUUGUUAGCGCUUGUUACAAUAUAAUCGUUGUUUAUAUAAACCUUAUUCUAUAAGUAUUAAAAAAUGAGAACGAAUUAGCUACGAAUCUUCUCGAAGUUAAUGUUUUGUAGACUAUUCGAAAAUAAAUAUUACAUAACACGUAAUGAAAAUCGCUCCAGGGCUCCAGUAACCACUUAACACCAGGUGGGCUGUGAGCUUGUCCACCCAUCUACGCAAACAUACUAUGCCUUUACAAACGAUGGCAUGCCAACUCCCACAAACUUAAGUCUAUAAAAAAAUGUUUAAAAUCCUUCACAGGACGUACGUAAUCUGUUAGCCAAGUCCUUAACAUGUUAUUUUAACGUAAUACGUGACGUGAACAACGAAUUAAUACGUAUUAAACAAUACUCGUGAAAGUUCGAAAAUGCAUUUUAGUCCGUCGUAAUAAAGUGAGAUUUGCAUUAAGCCACUACCUAGUACAAAGGUUUCGUAGAAUUUCUAAGCGAUGCCGUUGUGCGCCAAUAACAGAGUCGACGUUACGAAGAAAUCUUUGGAAGUUUUACUUCACCGUGACGUCACACUUGUGACGUGCGGUCACAACGCUCGAGCGAAAGAACGCUUUCGGACCGAGGUCGUUCAGUUACGUUAUAGAUCAAGAAACCGUUGGUUUUCGACUUUUGUAUUCCUAUUUUAAAAAUAUAUUACGCGUUAUUGUUGGGAAAUAUUAUUAGUGGUGUUUACGCGUGAUGUAAACAAAUUUAAAAAAACACGCUAAUACGCGUUUAUCGAAAAUGUGAUUUCGAUAAAACGCCUGUUUUUCAUUUAGGAGAUAAGUUUAUAAAGGAGAUUAGCGUAGUGUUGUUUAUUUGAAACAUUCUGUUUGAUUUGGACGCGUGUCAUUCGAGGUCGAGUUCGCACGUCCUAUUUUGAAUUUCGAAUACUAGCGAAAACUUCACACAAUAAAUGAAAUAAGGAUAGUUAACAUAAUUUCUCUUUCAAAAGUAUCAAUUUUACUUAUGUUGUUGCAUUGGAAAUACGAAAUAUGGGAAGUUUGCGCUAGUGUUUGGAAUUGUUUUUUUUUUUUAAUCUCAAAAGCCGGGUCUUGCCUGUAUCGUACGCCAGACCUCAAAAGCUAUUUCCUGUUAGUUUUUAAAUAAGAAUUCUUUAAAUUAUAGAUUAUUAUAUAUGUAAUGUUAUCUCACCCGGAAAUUGCUUUCCGACUGGAGGAAGCAAUUUUUUUCGUCGAAUUUUUCGCUUUAAAACGAAACCCUUUGCAGCUAUAACGAUUGCUUAGUUUAAUGGGACCUCGUAACGUAAUUUAAGGAAAAAUUACAUUUUUUCCUGUUUUGAUAAAUACGUAUAUAUAAUAAAUGUAUUUUAAUUGGGGGCAUGUAUCAUUGCUGUUAUUUGGUCUUAAUAUUGUUUAAUCACAAACGGAUUUAAGUUGAUGAAUCAAUCAAUACUGUUGAUAAAUAUUUUAUUGUUGUACUUGAACAUUUAGGUAACGGAAAUUGUGUUUUUUUUUUUGUUAAAAUUUGCAAAUAGUUUUUAUUCUAAGUACGUCCUUGUACUUUUUAUAUUUACAAAUAAAUAAAAAUUGAAAAAAAAAAUUAUUCUAAUUAAAUUACAUACAGAAAUGCUAAUGCAGCUGUUUGUGAUUUUUUAAUUUGGCUUCAUCACCUUAAAAAAAUAUAUAGAAGUCAACUUAAAUCCAAAUUUAACGUUACACAUUCGAGAAUCGGCGAACUAUUAAUUCUAAAUAAUGUUGAUAUUAUAACUGUUUAUUAUAAUAUGUACAAUGUAAAUAGUUUAUAAAAUUAUAUGUAUUACACACAUAUAUAUUAAUUAAAUCGUUAUGUUAAGUGUAAAUAUUAAGAACCGAAGAGCUAUUACUAUUGACUUUUAUUAGUAAUACUUGCCUUCAUAAAUCGAUUGGUCCCUGUGUACGCAAUAAAACCUUUUUUUUUUGUAUUUGCUUUUUUUUUUUAAUUGUGAAAUUAAUAGCAAACAAAAAUAAACAUUAUUUCACUCUGCUUAAAAGCUGUUUUCGACCUUUGGCAGUACAAAAAGGGACCAUCGAUUGAUAUCGUAAUAAGUUUUGACUGAUUGAUUUUAAUGCGAUCUAAGUUUUUUUUUUUUACUUUUUUAUUUACACUCCAUGCAUUUGUCUGUUAUAAGGAUGUUAAAUUUAACCCUUUGCUAGAGUGCGCGCAAAAUUUUUUCGCCCCCAAUUUAGAAACCCCAAAAACAAUGUCUUGUGCGAUUCAUUUUUAAUGAAAGUAUAAUACUACUGAUCACGUUACGCGUCACUCGGUUGCAGAAAGGGUCAAAUCUGGUUUUUAGGUACAACAAACAAUAUAGUCAUAUAUGCUUAGUUUAAUCAUAAAUAUUUUAGUCAUUAAUUUAUUUACGGACAUUUCGAUUUUAGCCUCAUUUUAGAUAAUUUUACGUCAUUAAAUGCCUGUUUAGCCUUGAAACCGUUGCGUGGUUUUUUUUUUAUUAUUUUAAAAACUAAUCGAUCAUUAUGAAGAUUUUUCAAUGUUUGUAAGUGUCAAUUGUUGUUCAAUGUUCCACGUUUAUUGAAUGUUUUUUUUAAAUAUUACACAGUGAAUGUAUGGCAACAUCAUUAAUUAUAAUGUCAAUAAAUAAAAUAUUAAACAAC